GCCCUGGGGGUGCCCACGCCUGACAGUCGCCCGGACACCUAGGAUCUCCGGGCAGGGAUGCAGCUGGGGGUCUAGGGAAGCACUUCUACCCCCUUCCUCUCCUCAGCCCUGGCAGGGUGGUUUCCCAACCCCCUCAAGACAUUCAUGGAUGGAUGAGAGGAGCUGACAUUGACCUCCCCCAUCUGUGACCACCUUCUCUUCCUGCCAUGGAGGAAGCUUUGCUGCCCCUGGCCAUGACCUCUGACCCCAGGCCCUUUAAUCAACAACUCCCAGAGCCUCCAGAUCCAAGAUGUCUCUUGGAACCCCAGGACAAUCCUGAACUGGCACCUGCCCUGGUGUGUGCUCUUUGCUGCUGCUUUGGAAUCAUCUACUGCUGCUUCGGCUACCGCUGCUUCAAGGCAGUGAUGUUUCUCUCGGGCCUGCUAUCAGGAGCUCUGGUGAUCUUCCUGCUAUGCCACAAGGAGCGAGUGCUAGAGACACAGCUGAGCCUGGAGGUGAGCGCGGGCAUUGCGCUGGGCAUCGGACUCCUCUGCGGCCUGGUCACCAUGCUGGUUCGCAGUGUCGGGCUCUUCCUGACUGGUCUCCUGCUAGGCCUAACCCUGGGCGCCGGGGCCCUGCUGGGUACCGAACCCUUCUACCAACCACCUUCAGCCUGGGUGCCGGCCGGGGGGCUGGUGGGGCUGGCACUGCUGGGAGCCCUGCUCACGCUUCGGUGGCCACGUCCAUUCACAGUUCUGGGCACAGCCCUGCUGGGUGCUGCGGUGCUGGUGGCCUGUGCUGACUACUUCUUGGAAGGGCUGGCACUGGGCAGUCGGCUGGGCCAACGCUUGCAGGCACUUCCAGCCUUGCCUCCUCUCUGCUGGUAUAGCUGGGUCUUGCUGGGGACCUGGCCAGCCCUGGGAGCUCUUGGGGCACUGGCCCAAUGGAAGCUCAUGGAUGAGGAACAUGGAGGCCACGCUAAUGUGGUCUUGAGCCACCAUCGAAGGCAUCUCCAACUCCUUCGCAUCCGUCAGCAAGAGGCCAAGUGGCACCGGACCUCCCCUGCGGUGGGGCUCUGUGAGGGCAGCUACCGGAGACAGCUCCCCACCAACGCCCGGAGUCCUGCUGACAGCCUGGCUCCUAGUUAUCUCCAGAGCCUUCGAGAGCGCCAACUGGGACCAGGCAGCCAGGCCACAGCCCCCCACACCAUCUUGGACCUGGAUUCUGACUGCGGUUCCACCGUUCCUCUCACCACACCUUCUGGUUCCACCCAGACCUGAGCCUAAACCUCCACUGAUACCCCCACCCUCCUAGCAAGGGCGUGGGAACACUAGGUAGGCAGGGCCUGAGCCCACAGGACCCACACACAAACUUCCCCACCUCUUAGACUUGGGGAUGGAAUCUGUGCUCCAAGCUAGAUCAUCCCUGUAGAGAAAGGUUUCAGAAACAGAGAAGAAUCUUAUAGAGGAGAGAGGAAUGGAAGUAUGAGUAGCUACCUCUGUCCAAUAAUAGAGGUGCCCUGGUCCCUAAAGAAACUGACUCCCUCAUUCUUUCCAAGUCAAGGCGGGGGGCCUUACGCAGAUAACCUUUUAUAUACUCUUAUCAGUGUGCCACACAAGGUAAAAUAAGGAGUUUUCUUUUUGUAGGAGCUUUGGAAAAUCAGGAAGCCUCCUAAAGCACUUGAUAUCUUUUUGAAUGGGAGAAGAGCACAGAGGAGCUCCAGAAUCUCCCAAUCUCCAGGCCCCUCAUUAGGGGAUAAUUGGAUUCCUGAUUAGCCUUUCCUCCCGGGCCCCGGAUAGGCUCAAGCCUCCUUCUCCUACCUCAGUUGGGAGUGUUGGCCUCCACGGUGCUUCCCUUUCUCUCCUCCUUGACGUGGGGAAGACCAUGAGGCAGUGCCUGGUUCAGCCCCCAUCUCUGCUAAAAGCCGACUUCUUGCUCCGAGGAGGGAGCAUUGGCCCACAUGCCAGAGUGUUGCCCUUUUGCCCAAAGGAGCCUGGUCUUCAGGCUGCAUGGGAGACAAGUGCCUUCUCUGCCUCUCAUUGUAGAUGAUGCUAAUCUCGUCCUUAACCAGAACUUGGUCCCAGACACUAACCCACUCUAACUCUCCCCGCUGUGACUCUCCUGCCCAAAGUCAGUUCCCUGUUCCCUAGACAGCAUGAAAGAAUAUAUAUCCCCUCCCCUUGGCAGCAAGGCUAUGAUGGGAGGGAGGAAGA
Pteronotus mesoamericanus is the source of this 2192-nucleotide messenger RNA. Its product is annotated as transmembrane protein 198-like. NCBI's taxonomy places the organism in Eukaryota, Metazoa, Chordata, Mammalia, Chiroptera, Mormoopidae. Bases 207 to 1259 code for a protein of 350 amino acids. The record is from RefSeq and is a predicted model, not a curated record. Gene Ontology annotation, biological process: positive regulation of canonical Wnt signaling pathway. Gene Ontology annotation, cellular component: plasma membrane; cytoplasmic vesicle. The transcript has 5 exons.